Messenger RNA from Owenia fusiformis, 1994 nucleotides. The record is from the annotation of a GenBank genome assembly. Lineage: Eukaryota; Metazoa; Annelida; Polychaeta; Sabellida; Oweniidae.
AGGUGCAGGAACUAAGGAGCUUGAGGAUAGAGAAAUUAAAGAGCUAGAGGCACUCACUUAUAAGAAGACAGAUGAGGCUACCGGAUACAAGAGAGAAAGAAGUCCAGAUUUUUACUUCAAACUUGUGAAGACAAUAUGUGUCUUCUUAAGCUGGAUUGCAAUGGGUAUCCAUUUCAGGGCAUGUACCUGGAGAUAGUAGGACCAACACUACAGGACUUAAAAUACAGGGUGAACAGUAAUUAUGAAGAAAUAGCUCGAGCUUUGUUUGCUAGAAGUGUAGGUUUUUUCAUUGGAUCUCUGGCAGGAGGUUUUCUAUGUGACAGAUAUCGAGAUAAACUGGAUAUUUUCCUAGCAAGUUCAUUUAUCCUUUCUGGCGUAGGGACAUGUAUAGCACCAUGGUGUAGUGCUUUAUGGUUGCUAGGGUGCAUGUUUCAUCUCCAAGGUCUAGGCCAGGGUUGCUUAGGAACAAUUGGUCAAGCCCUUGUGAUCAAUAUGUGGGGUGAGUCAUCUGGGCCUCCUGUGCAUUCCCUACACUUCGCUUUUGGCAUUGGAGCCACAAUCGUACCACAGAUCGUGAGACCAUUUCUCUCAUCAACACCAGAGAGCAUUGAUUAUAACACAACUGUAACAGUGAAUUCUACAAUGGUAAUACCAACAUGGAAUUCUACAAUGGUAAUACCCACAUGGAAUUCUACAAUGGUAAUACCCACAGGGAAUUUCACAGUUAAUGAUGCCAGAAUUGAGGUGCCCUACUCCAUUGUUGGGAUUGUGACUAUAAUAUUUUCCUUUAUUUUUAUGGGAUAUUAUUUUGUAUCUCGAAAGCGUUCAAAUACAGAGUAUGACCUUGAUCAUGAAGGUCAAGAUGAAAAGUCAACAACAUUAAGAGAAAUAGAUGAAAAGUCAACAACAUUAAGAGAAAUGUUCUCAACAGAGAAGUGCACGCAAGGUCACAAAGCCUUUGGAAUUCAAAUGCUCUUUUUGAUUUUCUUGUUUUCUGGUAUAGCAAUAGGUGGGGAACGUGUUUAUGGGAAAUUUGUAUUUUCAUAUGCUACAGAUACGAAAAUGGCAACAAAAAGUGAAGCAACUGUCAUUGAGACAAUUUUUUGGUCGAGCUUUAUGGUUGGACGAGGAUUGGCGAUAAUUGUCGCAAAGUUUUGCCCACCCAAAUUGAUGCUGUUGAUUGAGAUUAUUGCAAAUGUAGUGGUAGGGGUGGUGCUCAAUAUUUGGGGUAACACAAAUAUAACCAUUUUGUGGGUGUUUACUGGUGCAUUUGGAAUUGUCAAUGCGCCUGUUUUCCCAUCCGGCAUUGCCUGGGUGAAUCUUUACUUGGAGCAAACAGGUUUGGUAACAGCAAUGACAUUUGUUGGUCAAAGCGUAGGAGGGAUGGUUUUUCAAUGGUUAACAGGGUAUUUGUUUGAGUAUUAUGGUCCAUUGAGCUUUCUGUAUACCAUAUUAGGGUAUACUAUUGCACUGGCUGCGGUCUCUAUUAUUAUGGGCUUGUUGACAUUCAGAAGGAAAGACAGGUUUCAACACAUCAAAGAAGAAUCAAGUAAAUAAAUGAAUCACAGCAAAUAUGUAGCUGAGGUAAAAAUCAGGUGAGGCAAAUUUAAAUAGGUGAGGCAAAUUUAAGCUGAAUGAAGUAUGUUUCUAAUUUUGAAUCGGAUUACCCCCGGUAAUUCAAUUCUGUUUGAAAAAAUGUCUGAAUAUGUUUUUUAAAGCUUUGGUGAGUCAAAUGUAAAUGGGUGAAGCAAAGUUAAGCUGAAUGAGGUGCAUUUCUACUUUUGGAUUGGCCUUCAUUACAACGAUUCUGUUCAAAAUGUCUCAAUAUGUUUCUAUGUAGAUUUAGUGAGGCUUUUGCCUCAACUACCUCAUGCCUUGCUAGCAUGAUAUGCCCUUCUUGCAGCAUUUACAUGGUCUUUGCAUGUUUUGCAAUGAAAUAAUACAAAUACUUUAUAUACAAUAUGUAAUUUAUUUACAUCAUAGACUUAGAUUUU